GAACACGGAUACAGUCAUGACGACGAGCACGAGACGCGAUACUCCAAGUCGCAACAUGUGGUGUUGAUGACGAUGAAUGAGCUGCAUAUCUAUAUCUUGGGCAUCAUGGGAUGUGGCGAACCCAAAGUUUGGCCUUUUUGCCCUCUUCCUUUCACCCUUCCCGUGCCCAACUGCCAUACCAAGACCCGGCAUCUCGAUCAGACUUUGACUCUGCACUACCGACUUUAACACAAGUCUCCCGUAUUAUAUCGUGCGGCACUCUGUAUCCGGCUCGCCUCACUGCCGAAGCCAAUAGAUGUCACGAAGCGUUCGCGAGGACCGUCAUAUGUAUGAUAGGGUGUCAACGAUAUUUUGCUUUUCACAUCGAGACGUGCCAUGGAACUCUCCCUCAUGACGUUUUCAGUUGGGCUGACGACCCUUCGCCCUCGGCCAGACAAAGAACGGAAAGCUGCCUAGGGGCUAGCUGAAAGAACACGCUCGUGAGAGACGUCCACUGCGCCAUGCUCUAUAUCGGGAACAUUCAUAAGAGAUGUACCGAUUUAUAUCGGUCCUUUUCUAGCCUUGUCCAACCCCCAUUCUUUGCCAGCUCACCCGAGUUCUGACACGUUUGUACGAAUACUUACGCAUGACUUAUAAGCAUGUCUGGGGAAGCCAAUUUACACUGCUGCCCUACCCGUUGAAUAAUG
Colletotrichum phormii is the source of this 686-nucleotide messenger RNA. RefSeq lists its product as uncharacterized. The coding region runs from base 111 to 467 and encodes 118 amino acids. The transcript has a single exon. NCBI's taxonomy places the organism in Eukaryota, Fungi, Ascomycota, Sordariomycetes, Glomerellales, Glomerellaceae. The record is from RefSeq and is a predicted model, not a curated record.